GCAGGACACCAUGCGAGUCCCUGCAGCUUGCUGCUGGCCUCCACGCUUUCGGGUUUGCGUUCCAGCAGCUGGAACACAACACAGAACCUAUUACCUGCUCCGUCCUGCUGCCACUUCCGGGUGCCGUUAGCCGGGAGCAGUGUGUGCGGCUGCUGGGCUCGAGCUGUGUGUUAGUGGAAACGAUGUGACAGGCACACCUGUUUCCACUGCCAUUUGCUGUGUAUUGCCGGACAGAGCUGCCAGGGUGGUCAGAGGUGAAGCUGCUUAAUCACCAGCGUAAGGCUGUUCUAGCUGUAACAUGGGAAAGGAUGAGGGUAUUCCAGUAAGAGUCGCUCUGAGGUGUCGUCCUUUGGUGCCUAAAGAAAUGAAUGAAGGCUGCAAGACGUGUCUUACGUUUGUUCCAGGUGAACCUCAGGUGAUUGUUGGCACAGAGAAGUCGUUCACAUAUGACUAUGUGUUUGAUCCAACAUCUGAGCAGGAGGAGGUGUAUAGCACUGCUGUAGCACCACUCAUUAAAGGGUUGUUUAAAGGAUACAAUGCAACAGUGCUUGCAUAUGGACAGACAGGAUCAGGGAAAACCUUCUCAAUGGGAGGAGCUUACACUCAUGACCAGGAGAAUGAGCCAGUUGUGGGAGUCAUCCCAAGAGUUGUCAAAGCUCUGUUUAAAGAAAUUGAACAAAGGUCAGACUGGGAAUUUCUUUUGACAGUGUCCUACUUGGAGAUUUAUAAUGAAGACAUACUCGAUUUGUUGUAUUCUUCUCGGGAUAAAACGAGGCCUCCGAUUAAAAUCCGUGAAGACCCCAAAGAAGGCAUUAAGAUCUGUGGGUUGACUGAGCGUGAUGUAAAGACUGCCUUGGAUAUGAUAUCUUGCUUGGAACAAGGAAACAGCUGUCGCACUGUUGCUUCUACAGCCAUGAAUUCGCAGUCUUCUCGAUCACAUGCUAUCUUCACUAUCUCUAUAGAGCAGAGGAAUGAACAAGAAAAAAACAACAGUUUUCGUUCUAAAUUUCAUCUUGUUGAUCUGGCUGGGUCUGAAAGACAGAAAAAGACAAAAGCAGAAGGGGAUCGUCUAAAGGAAGGUAUCUCUAUUAACCGUGGCUUAUUGUGUUUGGGCAAUGUCGUCAGUGCUUUAGGAGAUGACACAAAGAAAGGUGGCUUUGUGCCAUACAGAAAUUCAAAGUUAACUCGUCUUCUACAAGAUUCCCUGGGAGGUAACAGCCAUACCCUCAUGAUUGCUUGUGUUAGUCCUGCUGAUUCUAACAUGGAGGAGACUUUAAAUACUCUUCGGUAUGCAGACAGAGCCAGAAAGAUCAAGAAUAAGCCUAUAGUGAACACGGACCCACAGGCUGCAGAACUUCACAGAUUAAAGCAGCAGGUGCAAGAACUGCAGGUCUGUUUGCUACAAGCCCAUGGAGGAACAUUACCUGUCUUGACAAACAUGGAACCAUGUCAGAAUUUGCAGUCUCUUAUGGUGAAGAAUAAAACUCUGGAGGAGGAAAAUGGAAAGCUGAGUAGAGAACUGAGUGAGGCUGUAGAACAGAUUAUUCUGACUGAGCAGAAGAAUGAUAAACUGCUAAAUAAGAUGGAAGAGUUAAGGCAACAUGCAGCAUGCAAGGUUGACUUACAGCAGUUACCUGAGACCCUAGAAGACCAGGAGCUAAAGGAGAACUUAGAGGUCAUUCGGAACUUAAAUCAAGUCAUUGUGCACCUUCAGGAUGAAAGCUCCGGAAUUGCUGAGUCUAUUGAAGCAGUGGCUGAGUGUGUGACAGAUUCUCGGCAGUCUGAAAAGUGUGAGUGGAUCUGGGUUCUUCAAGUCCUCUGUGUGGUCCUGUUUACCUUGAUAUGGAUGUAUGUUACCCUGAUCCCCAAAAAUGACAUACACAGUUUCAAUGAGGAAAUCUUCCGACUCCUGGGCUUAUGGCAAGAUUGGUCUAUUGUGCUGAUCACAGUGACUGCUGUUCUACUCACAUAUUUCCUCUUACUGCUGGAGAUUCUGGUUACCCUGCACGCUCCUGGCUACUGACUCCCAUUUCCAAACCAUCUCGGAGGCAGGAUUUUUUGUAUAAUAAAGCGCACAUUGCAAGUAGAGCAAUAAUAGAGCGUACAUUUGGUAUUCUCAAAAGAUUUCGUUGCCUGGAUAAGUCAGGAGGCACCCUACUAUACAGUCCGCAUAAAGUCUGUCAAUUUUUUUUAAGAUGUUGUGUCCUGCACAAACAUAUGCCUGCACCACAGACUACCCACAGUUGUCAGACGCCUAAAUCAUCCUAACCCUGAAAUAACAACUGACGGAGAUGAGGAAAUAAGGGGGUGGCGAAAGAGGCACGAGAAAACCUAUUUUGCUAAAUAAAGUCUACCAUGCUCAUUUUAGCACAGCCAGGUAGUACUGGUUAUAUAUGGUCUUUUUAAUGGUUAAUCCAGAGGGCAUUUUAUUUGGUGUAGUGUUUAUUGGCAAAAGUAAUUUUACAUUGGUUUAAUGUGUUUUUUGGCAAAAAAUGUAAUCCUGUAUUUGUUCAACUUUGUAAAAUCUUUCAAAGAUACUAUAUAUUAUUUCUGGAAAAAUGCUUUGAUCUGCAGUAAUCACAUUUAUUCUGUUGUCUCACCUUUUUUUAAUGUUGAAUACCAGUAUGUUAGGAACCAUUUUAAAAAGUUUUUUUACGUACUAACUCUGGAAAUGUUAAGGGGUAUAUACAAUUGAAGUAGGAAGCUGCCGUCUGUCGAAAAGACGGCAGUUUUCAACUUUUUUAGAUCUUAAGGGGUUCCGACCUAUUCAAUCUUACCCCAAAUUAUUCGACAAGUCGAGGAAUUCGACUUGUCAAAAAGCACGUGGAUUGGUGGAAUAGCUGCCGAUCCGCGUGCUUGUGUCGAAAACGGAGCCAAAACCGAAAGGUUUUGGCACCCUUUUCGACCAUCUCAAUUCGACUUUUAAAAAAGUCGAAGUGAGAUGCUGGAGCAGAGAUGGGGAGAGCCGCGGGCAGAUGGGGAGAGCAUCGCUGGAG
Pseudophryne corroboree (corroboree frog) is the source of this 2996-nucleotide messenger RNA. Its product is annotated as chromosome-associated kinesin KIF4-like. Lineage: Eukaryota; Metazoa; Chordata; Amphibia; Anura; Myobatrachidae. Bases 299 to 2023 code for a protein of 574 amino acids. Gene Ontology annotation, cellular component: microtubule associated complex. The transcript has 17 exons. Gene Ontology annotation, molecular function: ATP binding; microtubule motor activity; microtubule binding. Gene Ontology annotation, biological process: spindle elongation; mitotic spindle organization; microtubule-based movement. The record is from RefSeq and is a predicted model, not a curated record.